Penicillium verhagenii is the source of this 1434-nucleotide messenger RNA. RefSeq lists its product as uncharacterized. Lineage: Eukaryota; Fungi; Ascomycota; Eurotiomycetes; Eurotiales; Aspergillaceae. The transcript has 4 exons. Gene Ontology annotation, cellular component: cytosol. Gene Ontology annotation, molecular function: transaminase activity; pyridoxal phosphate binding. The record is from RefSeq and is a predicted model, not a curated record. The coding region runs from base 1 to 1434 and encodes 477 amino acids.
AUGGGUGAUUAUGAGCCAGAUGGAGCCGUGUCGCUUCAAGCGCCAAUCACUGGAGCCACGGAGGCCCUAAAAGAGGUUUCCAAUGGCAAUGGUGACAGUGGUGUACUUUAUCGUCAGCUUCGGCAGAAGCCUCUUAACAUUGUCGGCGGUAGAGGAAGCUACCUCAUCACAGACACCGGAUUGGAAAUUCUGGACGCCACCUGCGGCGCGGCGGUAUCCUGCCUUGGACACAAUGACAAGCGGGUGCACGAGGCAAUCCAAGAGCAACUACAAAAGGUUUCUUACUGCUACUCUCUUUACUUCACCAACAGCGCCAUGGAAAAUCUUUGCAGGUUCUUGGUCGACUCCACUGGAGGCCAAAUGUCCCGGGCAUUCAUUGUGGCAUCAGGAACCGAAGCUGUCGAAGCUUCUUUGAAACUGGCUGUCCAGUAUUUCAUGGAACUGCCCACUCCGCAGCCACAGCGCGUCAAUUUCAUCGCUCGGAAGCAAUCAUAUCACGGCAAUACUCUUGGCUCGCUCUCUGUGGGCCACCAUGUUGGGCGCAGAGCAUUGUAUGAGAAGGUUCUAGCGAAGAAUGUCUCUCACGUCUCUCAAUGCUACCCAUACCGAGAUAUGAGAUCGGAGGAAACUGUGGAGAGCUAUGUUGGCAGACUUGCUCAGGAAUUGGAAGAUGAGUUCCAAAGACUAGGACCCGAUACAGUCUGCGCUUUUGUUGCGGAAACUAUGGCUGGUGCAACAUUGGGAUGCAUGCCUGCGCUGCCUGGUUAUUGGAAGGCCAUGAAAGAAGUAUGCCAGCGUCACAGUGCAUUGCUUAUCCUGGACGAGGUCAUGUCUGGUAUGGGCCGUACUGGAACCCUGCACGCUUGGGAACAGGAGGACGUCGUCCCAGACCUACAAACCAUUGCUAAAGGUCUUGGUGGAGGAUACGCCCCAAUUGCUGGCCUCUUGAUCAACCAACAUGUUGUUGAUACUCUGACAAAGGGAACUGGAUCAUUCUCUCACAGCCAGACCUAUCAGGGUCACCCGGUUUCAUGUGCGGCUGCGUAUAGGGUACAGAAGAUUAUACAGGAAGACAAUCUUCUGCCAAAUGUCCGAGAGAUGGGCACCUACUUAAGCCAGUUGCUGCACGAGAAACUUGAUAGCCAUCCUCAUGUUGGUGAUAUUCGCGGGCGAGGACUCUUUUGGGCGAUCGAGUUCGUGAAAGACAAACAAACAAAGGAGCCAUAUCCGCCAUCACAGGGAGUCGCUUGGGCGGUUCAUACAUCUGGACUCAAACCGGAGCAUGCGAUAUCCUUGAUUCCCGGAAACGGUGGUGUGGAUGGGAUCAAUGGUGAUCAUGUCUGCUUGGCCCCUGCUUAUAAUACGACUCGGGCUGAGAUUGAGUUGAUCGUUGAUCGCGUGACUCGUGUAAUUCAGGAUACAUUGGGGGAGUAG